AUGCGGACGGACCAGUGGAUGCGGACGGAUAGACGGAUGCGGAUGGAUAGAUGCGGAUGGACGAAUGGAUGCGGAUGGAUGGAUGAGGAUGGAUGGAUGCGGAUGGAUGGAUGGAUGAGGAAGGACGGAUGGAGCAUGCGGAUAGAUGGAUGGAUACGGAAGGAUGAAUGGAUGCGGAUGGAGAUGAAUAAAUUUCAUUUAUGA
Messenger RNA from Cercopithifilaria johnstoni, 204 nucleotides. The record is from the annotation of a GenBank genome assembly. NCBI's taxonomy places the organism in Eukaryota, Metazoa, Nematoda, Chromadorea, Rhabditida, Onchocercidae.